CAUACAUAGGUAUGUAUGUAUGUAUACGCUGCUGAGUCAGAGCCCAGCAAGGGAAAAAUGAUCGUCCCGCGGAAUUUUCUCUGUUUUUCUAUAUUUGCCGUGUUAUUGUCAAGCCGGUGUGUAAGCAGUGUUAAGGAUGGCUCGGUGUCGCUUAGCGAGGACAAUUGGGAUCAGAUUUUGGUCGGAGAAUGGAUGGUAGAAUUCUAUGCACCUUGGUGUCCAGCUUGCAAAGCAUUGGAGCCGGUUUGGGAGAGCUUUGCACUUCGACAAGGCCAUCUGGGAAUCUCAGUGGGCAAAGUUGACGUGACCAACUCCCCAGGACUAAGCGGAAGAUUCAUGGUCACUGCCCUGCCCACGAUAUACCAUGCAAAGGAUGGCAUAUUCCGGCAGUAUAAAAGUCCUCGAGACAAGGAAUCUCUCGUUGCGUUUGUUAUGGAUAAAAAAUGGGCACAGCUUGAGCCAAUUUCCAGCUGGAAGAGUCCUAACUCGAUGCAAAUGUCUGUGAUCAGCUAUUUUUUCAAACUCUCGCAAAUACUCAGGGGAAUGCACAAUAAACUAAUGGAGGACUACGGCUUGCCAACCUGGGGAAGUUAUCUGAUUUUUUCAAUAGCCACUAUUAUCCUGGGUGCAGUUUUAGGACUCUUGAUCGUCUGUCUCAUUGACUUGAUCUAUCCCCCCAAGCCAAUAUCCUUCUCGGACAAGAAAAAGCAAAAAGAUGGAUCUGGUGGAUUCAUGCAAGAAAAAUCUCCAGGAGACGAAGAGUUGGUGAAAAACGUCAAAGAUGAUUUGGUAGACGAAGAUGCCAGUGGAUCUGAUGGUCAAGAAGAGCAACAAGACGACGAUAAAAAAAGCACAUCUAACAGCCCGAAUGUUCGCAAGCGGAAGCCUCGCAAGGCCGACUAGAUUCUAUAGCUACUAAAAAAUUGAGAUUACCGAAUAUCCAUCUAGCUAGGCUAUGGAUCUGAAUACUGACCGCAACAAAGACUACAAUUUCGUUAGUAUUUGUUGUUUUAAAUUGUUUCGUUUCUUUUUUUAAAUCGUGCUCGUAAAUUGCAAUGUAACUCAAUAACCCAGCUCUCCCGUAAAUUUGUCGUUGAUUGAAUGUUUGAACCGUAUUUGAGUAGAAUUUUUACACGGGUGCCUGCUAUAAAAUUACAAUCAAUUUCUUCUUAACUUGUGUUAUAUGAUGUGAAAUUUGACAUGGUGUUCAGAGGCGAAAAAUCAAUUCUGUAAAUAGCUCCCAGGUAGCUCUGUCCUAAAUACAUACCUAAGUAGGUAGUUAUCGUACACUUUGCCAAAUUUCUUUACACCAACGGGACAAGUAUAACCCUUGACAAUUUUACCAUGGCAUUAGCAGUUAAUCAUUUUAAAUCACAAUCGGAUGCUGAAAUCAUUCACGGAGGCACCUGAAACAUCUACUCAUUGAUAAUAUACAGUGUAUCGUUGGUUUGAUUUAAGUCUUCCACACAUCAUUUCACGGAGUAUCGAUACGGAUGUAUCGAUUGUGUCGAGGUCUGCACAUAGGGAUAAGAUGAGUUGAUAAUUAACGCAUACCGAUGUAAAAUUUUAAGAUAAAUUAAUUUAAUUAUAGUUUUUUGCACGAUCUAACUAUUGAAUGAAGGUAUAAUUCACGUAUCUCGAUACACUGUUAUCGACAUUACAUCCUUCUUUGAUAUGUACUUCGACUACAUUCCUGCUGACGAUUAAUAAUUAUUGAAUUACACUUUUUCCGUUGGAAUAUCAGGUGAUAAUAAUAUCUAUGGCAUUGUAGAGAAAUUUGUAAUAUUCAGGGUGGCUGAAACUUGUGUAACACAGACUGCCGAAGAAAAAAUGAAUAAAACUAACUGGAAUGAA
This is a messenger RNA of Athalia rosae (coleseed sawfly), 1854 nucleotides long. RefSeq names its product thioredoxin-related transmembrane protein 1-like. The transcript is spliced from 5 exons. The coding region runs from base 16 to 903 and encodes 295 amino acids. The record is from RefSeq and is a predicted model, not a curated record. Lineage: Eukaryota; Metazoa; Arthropoda; Insecta; Hymenoptera; Athaliidae.